CUUGAAUUUGCCUUUAUUCAAUACAGAGAUACAUUUCCCAAGUGUCAGGUUCCAUGAGAACUUCAAUUGGCUAAAAGCAAUGCUUAACGCACCACUGGAAGAGCAGUCAUUGCUACCACACUUCACUUAAAUAGCCGGAUAUUAUUCAUUCAUUACCUGACUCGUUCCGUGCUGGUCAUCUGGUUCUGACGAAGGAAAACUAAGAUACCAGUCCAGUCUCAGAAACCACGGUCUAGACUUAUAGCGACAAAUUACCAUCCACGAUGCAUUCCAAACCACCGAAAUCUAGCAUCCUCAUACAAACAGCUCUCUCUCUAAUACUUAUCGUCACUCAGACACUCACAUACCAGCCCAUAUCCAACAACACUCUCACUCACCUCCCUCGACCAAACACAGACUUCAACAUAUACAACGGCACACUCCUCUCCCCUAUCCUUCGAACCCGCGUCCCAGGAAGCCCAGGCUCGGACGCAACCAGAUCCCAUUUCACCAACUUCUUCUCCAGAACACUCCCACACUGGCAAGUCGAAUUCCAAAGCUCCACAGCCAAAUCCACUACCAAGGAAAUACCCAUCAUCAACUUCAUCGCCACUCGUGAUCCGCCCAGCAUUCCUUUGGGUAACUUCAGCAGAUUAACCCUGGUAGCCCAUUACGACAGCAAAAACUCCCCGGAGGGGCUCAUCGGAGCAAUUGACAGUGCAGCUCCCUGCGCUAUAAUCAUGCACAGCGUGAGAAGUAUCGAUGCAGCGUUGAGUCGGAAAUGGGCCACAUCACCUACGCUACAGAAGGCAGAGGGUAUACAAGUUAUCUUCACAGAUGGAGAGGAAGCGUUUGAUCCUGACUGGCCGGAGAUGUUAUUUGGGGCGCGAUCAUUAGCUGCCGAGUGGGAAAAUACACAGUAUCCGCCGUCUUCUACAUAUUCGAGUCGGAUCAUGGCCAUCUCGUUAUUUGUCUUGUUGGAUCUUCUUGGGUCGAGGGAGCCGAAGAUUGCGUCAUAUUUCAAUACGACACAUGGCGUGUAUCGGCGGGCUGCUGUGCUUGAGAAGCGGUUAAGAGGGCUGAAUCAGUUCAAGUCGCGUGGCACCGGGCCUUGGUUAAUUGAUGCUGAUAGAGACAAGGUUGGGAUGAACAGGUUUCCUAUCUAUGAUGACCAGGUGCCGUUCGUGGAACGGGGUGUGGAUGUGCUGCAUUUGAUUGAUGUGAAUCCUGAUACUGGGGACUUUCCGAAGGUGUGGCAUACCUUGGAUGAUACUGGGGAGAAUUUGGAUCUCGAUGUUGUAGAGGACUGUAGUGUUUUGCUUAUUGCUUUUAUUGUUGAGUGGUUGGAGUUGGAUGGCUUUAUGGUAUGAAGCUGAAGAUUACUGGAUAUUCUCUUGCUACUGAAGGUAGCAGUAAGGAUGAGAAACAGUCUAAAGAACUGUCAAUAUUAUUCAUAUCCUAUUGAAUCUUUUUGAAAUUGUAACAAUAUUUUCUUUUUGCAG
Messenger RNA from Aspergillus pseudotamarii, 1481 nucleotides. RefSeq names its product glutaminyl-peptide cyclotransferase family protein. Bases 264 to 1349 code for a protein of 361 amino acids. NCBI's taxonomy places the organism in Eukaryota, Fungi, Ascomycota, Eurotiomycetes, Eurotiales, Aspergillaceae. Gene Ontology annotation, molecular function: zinc ion binding; glutaminyl-peptide cyclotransferase activity. The record is from RefSeq and is a predicted model, not a curated record. The transcript has a single exon.